This is a messenger RNA of Dentiscutata heterogama, 390 nucleotides long. Lineage: Eukaryota; Fungi; Glomeromycota; Glomeromycetes; Diversisporales; Gigasporaceae. The record is from the annotation of a GenBank genome assembly.
AUGCCAAAAUAUUCAAAAAAACAUACUCAAAUGAUUCAACUAACAGCUAAUCGCGAAGUGAAUAAAAAAUCAAAAAAGGUUAUAGAUAUUCUUCAAAGUCUUGACGGAGAUAAUUUUGAUAAUGUUUUAAAAUUAAUAUAUAGUAUUAGAAAAGAAGAAAUAUCAGAAACUCCUAUAAGAUCUAAUGAACAACUCAUUGAACCUAUUCAAGGCUUAAGUAGUGAUGAAAAAGAAGAAACAUCAGAAACUCCUAUAAGAUCUAAUGAACAACUUAUUGAACUUAUUCAAGGCUUAAGUAGUAAUGAAAAAGAAGAUGCAAUAAAAUUGCUAGAAAAUAUGAAAUAUCCACGAGGCAAGAAUAAAGAAAAAAUUAUAUCUCAAUAUUUGUAG